Molecule: messenger RNA, 1575 nt
Organism: Xyrauchen texanus (razorback sucker)
Lineage: Eukaryota; Metazoa; Chordata; Actinopteri; Cypriniformes; Catostomidae
Exons: 4
Coding region: 180-824 (214 amino acids)
Source: RefSeq, a predicted model, not a curated record
UGUAUGGUUGAAUCCAUUUUUUUACAUGGAUACAAUAUAAAUUGGCAGCGGGACAUUAAACUGAAUUUAUUCAUUGGAUCAAAGCAUUUUUAUUAGAUUAAGCAUGAUUUGCACAUGCGCAUUGUUGAGUUGGAGAUCCCGCUCUCUGACCUGAAAAAAAACGUCCGUCACAGAAGAACAUGCACACAAUCUGUCGAGCGGCGGCCGUGACGGUACACUUCAACAGACCAGAAGAAGACACAGAAGAACUACGAGCAACAUUGAUACUGAUCAAUGCCGAGUUCAUGCGUAUCACAACAGUUCCAUUGGAGACAAAGUUCUUGGCGCAGUUGGACAAGCACUCCACCAAACUGUUGGAGGUCAUCAGGAGCAAGGGAGGAGUUGGGAAAGAGAAGAUUACCAGGACCUUGCAGAUUUUAGAUGAGACUGUGGAUAUCACCAUCAGAAGAGAAUGCAUCCUCAAAUCUCUGAUGAUCUACCUCGGCGAACCUGUUGAGCACCUUAUCAAAAAAUACCAGGAAAAUGAGGUUGAAGAACUGGAGCAGACAACCAUGGCAAUCUUUAUCACUGAGAAAGAGGAUCCUCUCCAUCCACCCAAAGACAUUAAAAUUGUCAUCGAAGGAACAGAGGUCCUGAACAAGUUGCCCUCGGUUGCAACAGCUUUUGCCAUGGUCUUUGGGCUUAUAUACACACUGAACCUAAAGUAUCCGAAAAGGCUGCAGUUCACCUUUGAAUUUGUGCAAAAGGUACUAUUGGAGCUUGAUGGAAAAAAGAUGACCCCAAAAGUCUCUAGACUGACCACCCAGCUGUACAGCACAGAGUAGGCAGAGCUGAAUUGCACAGACUUGAUUUUAUUUUCCAUCUGUGGUUACAUUUUUUAAAUGUGGCUACCCAAGUUCGAUGGCUACCAGCCACAAAGGCCGAAGUAGGCUGUGUUCUGAAAUGUUUAGAAAUGACGUUCAAGACUUUGGAUCCUUUUGUAAGAUGUUGCACUUACAAGGCUGCAUUAUCACUGCAGCAUUUACAAAUGUGGCUGCACUAGUUCGAUGGCUACCAGCCUCAAAGGCCGAAGUAGGCCAAGUGUUAUGGACAACUGGAGAGACUGAUUGCAGUGUUUUCAGCGUAUGCACAGAUUUGUACGAAAGAGUUCAGACUUUGGGCUGUGGGCUCAAGAGUUUUGUUUGAGCUAUUACAUAUAAAUUAGUUGUAUUUAAAUGUAGAUCAUACAGCUCUGUAUCAGAAACUCUCAAGUGUCUUAGGAGUUCCACUGUUCACUGUCUUAGGAGCAGUUCCAGGAUUUGUCUCUGGUGUUCAGCUGAAAGAGACUGUUCAUCAUCAUAUACAUUUGAAACGGGUAUACAAUACUGUCAUAACAUUUAAUUGUAUUUUAGGAUGUUUUAUGGUGAAAUGUGUUAUGUCAGGACAAAACUUCCUACUACUAAUGUGAUGUCAUCAAGUGAUGAUUUGAAUUAUGUAAUAAUUCAAGCCCACUUUGUGGGCUCAAAGUAUUUUUGUGUGAAGCAGACUGUUACCCUUCAUAUAUUUGAAACAGAUGACCAAUGUUGUCAGUUUAUU